AUGUUUAACGAGUACUUUCAUUCGGUAUACACCAGCGUCUUGGAACAACCAUCCUCAACUCAACCUAGUUCAUCUUCUUCAAUAUCAAGUAUUUCAUCAAUUGAUCUCACCCAAGAAGAAGUGUGCCAUGCUCUACAGAACUUAGACCCUUCCAAAGCUCAUGGUCCUGACGGGCUUCCUUCACGUAUUCUGAAAGAAUGUGCUCACCAAUUGGCGCCAUCACUUCAUUACCUUUUUACUAAGUCACUCAAAAUAUCCCAGGUUCCCGCGGAAUGGAAAUUAGCGAACAUUAUUCCAAUACACAAGAAAGGUAACAAGGACCACGUUGAAAAUUACCGCCCAAUCUCCUUGUUAUCCAUCGUAAGCAAAACUCUUGAACGAUGUGUACUCAACCAUAUAUCUCAUCAUAUACAAUCUAACAUUCAUUCAGCGCAGUUUGGUUUCGUAAGCGGUAGGUCGUGUGCAACACAAUUGUUAUCCAUUUUAAACACUAUUGGGGAGAACUUGGACAAGGGGUUACAAACUGACGUUGUUUUUAUGGACAUUGCGAAGGCUUUCGACACUGUUGACCACUCCAACUUGUUGCGAAAACUGCGUGAAUUUGGUUUCUCUGGUUCUGUUCUCCUCUGGUUUCAAAAUUAUUUAUCAGGACGCUUCCAGCGGGUAACUGUUCAUGGAGCUACAUCACAAUCCUUGCCUAUUACAUCUGGCGUUCCACAAGGAUCAUUAUUGAGUCCCUUCCUCUUCUCUAUUUACAUAAACGACUUACCUAACCACUUAUCCUCCUCUACUGGGGUCGGUUUGUUCGCUGAUGACACCAAACUCUAUAAAGCCGUGCAGAACCCUUCUGAUGCCUUGGUUUUACAAGAAGAUAUACGGAGUCUCCAAUCUUGGUCAGAGGAAAACAGGUUGCGUUUUAACAAUUCUAAGUGUAAAGUACUUUCUAUCACAAGGAAAUCAUCUCCGCUAAUCACUUCGUAUAGUCUUGACGGUCAACAACUGGCUUUGUCUAACACUGAAAUUGAUCUAGGCGUUGUUAUGAAUUCCAACCUAACCUGGAUCAAUCAAGUAAACAGGGUGCGAUCUAAAGCUAAUAAAAUGCUUGGAUUUAUACGACGGACUACAAUGGAAAUGCAUGACAUCGGGGCGAGGAGGUACCUUUACUUACAACUGGUCCGCAACAAUUUUGCGUAUGCGUCUCAAGUAUGGUCUCCACAAUCAAUCAAAUUAAUCGAGAAUAUCGAGAAG
This is a messenger RNA of Paramuricea clavata, 1248 nucleotides long. The record is from the annotation of a GenBank genome assembly. NCBI's taxonomy places the organism in Eukaryota, Metazoa, Cnidaria, Anthozoa, Malacalcyonacea, Plexauridae.